Molecule: messenger RNA, 3628 nt
Organism: Pocillopora meandrina
Lineage: Eukaryota; Metazoa; Cnidaria; Anthozoa; Scleractinia; Pocilloporidae
Source: the annotation of a GenBank genome assembly
UUAUUUCUCAUUUUAAAGGACCAUGUUCUUCAAAAACGAGACACUGAUGUAUCCAAUGCUGAAAAUAUAUACAACAGAUAUGAAGCGACUUUUAAGUCGGAGGUAAGAAAACACAAUUCGUUUUUCUGGAGGUAUUUGAUAUCAUUUUACGGCGAAAUAAACAAACACGAAAUAGUUUUAUCAAUAAACAAACGAUUUCCAAAACAUUAUGGUACUCAUUUGCUAAUUCAAGAAAGAAAAUAUGACCGAAAGAGAAUGAAGCAAUAAGCUCGUUGCUGCGAGUGCGUAUCCCAUCCUCAACUCGAGAACGUAGCGUAGCCUUGGUAGCCCACAAUAAGAUAAAUCGAAGCUCAUAACAAAAAAAAAACGAAAAAGAAACAAAAACAAAAACGAGUGUUAAGUCCAAAACAUGCCUAAAAACAUCAUUGACUUUUUCUUCUCGAUUUCAUGUUUUAUAUUCGCUGUCUCACAAUUUCGAUUGAGUUGGCAGAAAUCACAUGUAUAGAAAUUCACAGUAUAAUAGCGAAGCUACUUUAACUACAAACUUCUCUCGUUUCCAGGCUACCUACUAUGGCGAUUAUCCCGGAGGUGGUGCAUGCUCCUUGGAUCCACUCUCCCCAAUGUCCUCGCAGCCUGGCUGGAUACGAGUAGCGGCCGGUGCAUAUGACUUCCAGAACUCCCUUGGCUGUGGAAUGUGCGUGGAAAUCAAAGGCUCAGGGAAAGGAAGUGGGUUAGAUCCUGUCACUGGAGUCAUAAAAGCCGUUGUUCAUGAUCUGUGUGGCGGAUGUGGAAAAGGUAGUUUAGAUUUGUGUCGUUAUAAGAUGAUUUGUAGGAGGCACAGAAAGGGGAAAUAAGGUUAAAGUACCUGCCCAAGAAAACGACGCGGUGAACUGAGCAGAGCUGGAACCCAGACUACUGAACCACCUCUUCGUCUCCUGAGCCAAGGCUCUACACACCCAAAAUCUACAAAUGGAGACCAAGUAACUGUCAUGGAAACCUGAAAAAUGCAAAUAGGUACUUUAUGAGUCACCCACACCGAACUAAAUCAUCAGACGCUGUUUCGUAUCAGUGAUUACUCAUUUUUUAUUCAACACAGGUGGCUAUGACCUGUACAUCCCGGGUGACGGCAGAUGGGAGAUCGAAACAAAAGCCAUUGACUGUCCCACUGUCCCGGGAAAGAAUGGGAACAUUAUGUUUCGAUUCACUGGAAGUAACCCUUCGUAUGUUAAACUUCAAGCUAGAAACACCAAGUAAGUUUUUCCUUCCUCAGUCCUUUAUCAUUACAACCAGAUUUGCAGGACAACUGUGAUAAUUUUUUUUAAAAACUGUUUGACAUUUUCUCAUCAUAGAAGCUACUCAAACCGAUUUUCGUCGGCUUCAUAUGUAGCACAUUGAAAUUAAAAGUUGGCGAUUACUUGAAUCUUAUUGAAAUUCGGUUUUUUAAUUUCUACUUAUGAUUUUCAUUCUGUUAAACCCGAUUUAUCUAAACAAGUUUUGCUGGUUUGAAUGGGGUAUGAGUUAAUGAGGCUUUCUCUCUGACUGUGUGCUUCUCAAGAACAUCUGUGUUAUAAAUCUCCGUUUUCACGUUUUCUUUCGUGUUUUGUGAUGAUUUAAAAUUAAUGUCCUUUUGACUGAAAGUACUUUUAACUUGCACUCUAGAGAUGAAUUUUACCCAGAGAAAGAUCUUUCUUGGAUAAAAGAGCUGUAGUAGAGAAAGAUGUUUUUUCGUGUUGUCACGAGCGUGGGACAAAGAAAAAAUUCUAAAUCUCCAUGAGGAAUCGAGCCUCAGAGCUUCGGAUUCCACGCUCCAAUGCUCUACCACUGAGCCACAGAGACUCCAUGGUGAGCGAGGCCGCCUUUCUCUAUUUCUUUACCAAAGUUAUCUUAUCCAUCUUUCUAAUUCUAUUCACAAAAGAGCUAAAAUUACCAAAAAUUUUCUGAGUACAAAGAAAGCUAAAAACAAAAGCAUUUAAAAUCCAAAAUUUGUAUUUGCAUGGCUUUUUCUUUACUUGAAGGGUUCCAGUUGCUGGGAUGGAAAUUUUAAAGAACGGAAAAUAUUCUUGUCUGAAACGGACAAGUGACAAUCACUUUGUGAGAGAUGGCUGGGGUAAAGUGGAUUUUCCCAUGACUGUACGAGUGACGGCGGUGACGGGAGAGCAGCGGGAAGCGGUCUUACAGUCUAUGCAAAACGAUAAUAAUAUAAUGAGUAAUGUGCAGUUUUCUGGAUCUGGAGCUGGAGGUACGAUGUUAGGGUGAGGCGUGGGGGUCGGGUAAAUAGGGUGUCAAUCCGUCCUCUUUUUUUUAAUGUCGAUUAAAGAUUGACAUAAAAUCCUGUGUUGUGCUUUCCAACGAGAUUGAAUUCAAAAGCCUCACCUAUGUUUUCGAGUUUUUGUGGCGGGUAAUCAUUAUCAUCAGAGACUUCUGAGAGCUGAAAGAGGAAAAAUAAGUCAAACCUGCUAGCCGAAACUCCGAAACAAAUCAUCGAUUUCUCUCCUCAGGUAGUGAAUUUUUCUAUAAUAUACAGCGAUGUGUCGGAGAGUUAUGUGUUCACAAAUUAUCAUUAUUACCAUUAUUAUUGCCAUAAUCAUUGCUUUUAUUUUUAUCAUUAUGAUUAUGAUUAUGAUUAUUAGUAUUAUCAUCAUUGCGUUUUUUUGUUUUUUCUUUCUUGCAGCCGGCCCAUCAAGUAUCAAAUGCGCGGGUCAAGGAAACAAACCACCGUAUCCCUCGGGGGGGAUGGGUGAGUUGCUGAUGUUCUCCUGCUAAUGAAAUAACUUAAUACUUUUGAAAUAUUUUGAAUGUUGGAGAAACAUAUGUUUGCUAGACUCACUGCAAAACGAGACCCCAAAAACACCAACAAACGGCGUCUCUCUCUCUCUGGCCGUCUUUCCAGGUCUAACUGCCAGCUUUUCUGUCGCACUGCUUGUCUGUCUUUCUUUCUGUCUGUGUGACUCCUUAUCUGUUUCUCUUCCCUUCGGUUUGUUUGUUCGUGUUUUCGAUACCUAGUGGGGUUUCUGCAAAAUAAUUUAUGUCCUUAAGUAUGGAACCAUAAAUAAAUGUGUGAGGCUAGGGUUUAGCUUUUCCGUAAAAAUUAAAGUUACUUAAUGCAAAGUACUCUGACGUAAUUCUUUGUGUUAGUUCCAGGUGAAGGCAGUGGUCCAAGCUCCCCUCAGCCACCCCCUCGCCCUCCACCUCCACCCCCACCCUCCCCUCUCCCAUCACCAUCCACAGGGGGAGGAGGUGUCACAGCCCCUGGCACAGCUUCUGGGGGAGGAGCAGGUAGGGUUCUUUGUCUUGGUGUGACUUUUUGGUCGAUGAACCUCUUCACAAAGGCAAGACCUAUUUAACAACACUUAAACAUUUUCUUUGUCCUGUUGUGGUUAGUUGUGUUAGAUAUGAACUUCUGACACUCAUGCUUUUUGGUUUUUGUUUUUAAGCUGGUUCAGACUUCUGUGCAAAUCGAAAAAGUGGUACGUACCCAGACCCUGACGACUGCGCGGGGUUCAUCAUCUGCAACAUCGGUAAAGCCCACCGUCAGAAGUGCUCCCCUCCCCAGCUCCUCCGUGCCGAUACAAUGAACUGUGAUCUACCAGAGAGGGUGGACUGUGGAACCAGGCCUAGGCGAUAUUGA